Bursaphelenchus okinawaensis is the source of this 2779-nucleotide messenger RNA. NCBI's taxonomy places the organism in Eukaryota, Metazoa, Nematoda, Chromadorea, Rhabditida, Aphelenchoididae. The record is from the annotation of a GenBank genome assembly.
AUGAAGGCCGUUCUUCGUGUCAUUCUUAUUGUUUGCACUUUCACAGUAAGUCCGGUGUCCGAGAGAGGGCUUUCAGUGUUUAAAAUUUAAAAAUGUUUCUAAAACGCUUUUAACUAAAAAAAUAUAUUUUCCGAGUAGAAAACAUCACUAAAGUGAAACAGAAUGCCACAGCUAGUUUUUAAAAAUAAAAAAUCAAAAUACUUUGAAAUUUUUUUAUUGGAAACAUAAUGUCGUAUUUUGAAAAUAUGAGGUAUAAGCAAUUUCUUAGGUAACACAUGGCAGCCAAUAUAAUCAUGCGUUGUACGAUCAUCUCUUUAAGAACUACCGAAAAGAAGUUAGGCCGAUCGACUACACGAAUCCUUCAGGUAAAGUAACUCAUAAAUACACUUUGUUUAAUAAAUUUGAAAAAAUUUGCAUAAGCAGCUUGUUUUCUAUCUAAUUUUCAACCACAAAGAGGUUAAAAAUUUCAAAGAAUUCGUCAGCUUUUUGUAAUUUUCUGAAUAUUGUUCUAAAACUUAUCUAAUCGGACAGAAACGGAUUUGUCAGUCAAUUUACUUUGCAGCUCCGACCAAUGUAACGAUCCAAUUAUACCUAAAACAGAUUCAGAAGGUCGUUGACAGUGAUCAGAUUGUCAAGUUGUACUGUUGGCUGGAAAUGGUGAGUAAUGCCUAAAACAAGGUCGAAUCUUUUAGUAUUGGCGAGAUGUGAACUUGCGAUGGAAGGAGUCGGAUUUCAAUGGCACAACUCAACUCAUCAUUCCCUCCAAUCAUCUCUGGCGGCCUGAUCUUCUUGUGUAUAACAAGUAAGACAUAUCUUUCAAGUUUUAUAUAUUUCGUUCGUAUUUUAUAAUAAUUUUAUUUUAUAGUUUAGCUUCUCCUAUUUGAUCAAGAUUUAUUUUACUAGUUUUAAGGUUUUUUUUUUAACUUUUAGAUCAUAUUCGUAUUGUUAAGUAUCCUUUUGCCUUUUUAGUGCUCACAUGAAUGUUGAGGACAACGAGCUCGAGACGAACGCCGUUAUCAGAAGCGAUGGGAGAGUGAGUGUUUACAGAGCCAUGGUAACUCAGAUUACUUGUCAACUAGAAUUGUGAGUGCUCUUGAAACAUAAAUAAUAUAAAAAUGCUAAAAAUACAUGUUAUAGUAGGUAUAUCUUGAUUUUUAGAGAAAACUUUCCGUUCGAUCAGCAAAUCUGUUUUAUCAUGUUGUCGUCGUGGAGUUAUGAUGGUUCGGGUAUUAUGUUGAAUACCUUGGUCUCUACAGACCUUGAUAACAGUCAGAAAGACCUCAGUAAAAUCAGUACGUUGGCACAUUACAUGCCGAACGGGGAAUGGUAUAUGAAUGAUUUCAAGAUUCAGCGGAAUUUAAAGUAUGUUUUUUUAAAUUAUUGGGUAAUUUUAACAUUAACAAAAUUUGCAAAAAUUUUUGGUUGUUCUAAAAGUGUGAAGAACUACCUCCUUUUUAACUUUAUUUAUACACAUUGAACCUUAAAGUAUGAUUAUUUCCAGGUAUUACGAGUGCUGUCCUUAUGCCUUCCCUGACUUGACCUACUACUUCUCUAUUAGACGAAACCCUAUCUACUAUUUGUUUACUCAGUUACUGCCGAGUACUUUCAUUAGCAUCAUCACGAUGAUAGGAUCGUUCACGGUGCAUUCUUCUACGGGUGAAAACGAAGAAAAGAUCACGUUGGGAGUGACAGCUGGCAUGGCGAUUGUCAUUAUUUGUAAGUUCAAAAGUGUAUUUUUACUGAAUAUUUUUUUUGUCGUAAUACGGACGUUUUGUAUAAAAUUAUAUAUAUUGUGGUUAUAUUAUCCUACAUUUGUUAUCAACUCUUGUUAUGUUGCAGUAAUGAUGGUGGCCGACAAACUCCCAGCCACCUCCAACGAUCUUCCGCUUCUGGGAAAGUUCUACGUUGGCCUGAUCUUCAUAAUCUUCUUUGGCACGGUAUGUACCACCAUCGUUCUCAAUGUGCAGAUGAAAGGAAACCACAUGGAGCCAGUGCCAUUAUGGUUCAAACGACUGGUCAAGAGGUAUCGUAUCUUUCAAAUCGUAUUCGAACGCUACUGGAAACAGACGCAGAAAGAAGUUCGGAGCUACGAUUGCACAAAGGAGUCGCUUUUGAUUCACUCACAGUCCGUGAACGGACAUCUGAAUCGGGGCGACGGUCUGAAAGAGAACGGUGUCAAACUCAAUUUGCAUAAAUGCCCCGGGGUAAGCUGAUUGUAAAGUAAUUGGGUUACAUCUGCAGUCUUAAAAACAGUAGGAUUUCAAAACUUUUCUGCAAAUAUAAGCCUAGAAAAGUGGUUAUUGCUCGACUAUGUUUGUAAAAGUGCAUUUAAGCACAUAAGCCAGCUUUUAACAAUAGUAUUUCAGUAAUUUAGGUAUUACUGGUUUAACUAUGGUUCUGUUUACUUGUUAACUUUAUUUUGACAACUAACAAAGGGAUUUGUGACACUUUUAAAAGCCAUUCUGACAGCCAUUUUCACUUUCAGUAUACGCCGACUAGCCAGAACUUUGCGACUUGCUCGUUGUACAGUAAGAUCCUGAGCACGGUGACAGAGAUUCACGAUAGUACGCGCUUCAUGCUUGACCGUUUCGAGCAGGAUCGUCGCAGGAGCGUGUUACGUCACGAUUGGGAGAGCAUAGCCCGAGGGCUGGACCGAGUAUUCCUCACCAUCUUCGUUACGGUGACGACCCUCUAUGCCUUCUGGCUAUUUACCCAGUCCUCGUCGGCGGCGCUUAUGAUUACACAGGAGUUUAUGAACCAGACCUCGGCCAUCGCUUGA